Brassica napus (rape) is the source of this 1530-nucleotide messenger RNA. RefSeq lists its product as uncharacterized. The transcript has a single exon. The coding region runs from base 1 to 1530 and encodes 509 amino acids. Lineage: Eukaryota; Viridiplantae; Streptophyta; Magnoliopsida; Brassicales; Brassicaceae. The record is from RefSeq and is a predicted model, not a curated record. Gene Ontology annotation, molecular function: nucleic acid binding; RNA-DNA hybrid ribonuclease activity.
AUGUGCUGGGUGGCAUGGGACAAACUUACUAAACCUAAGGCAGGAGGAGGUUUGGGUCUGAAGGACAUCCAGUUAUUCAACCAAGCCCUCUUAGCUAAACAGGCAUGGCGUAUACUGACUAAUCCCGAAUGCUUACUAGCUAGAGUGUUGCUAGGAAAAUAUUGUCACAACAAGUCAUUUAUGGAAGUGACAGUCCCUACGGUCUGCUCUCAUGGCUGGAGAAGUAUUUUACAUGGUAGAGACCUCCUAAGAGGUAACAUAAGCAAGGUGAUAGGAAACAGACUCUCAACCAAAAUAUGGAAAGACUCCUGGAUUGCAUUGGACAAGGACAUCAGACCUUUUGGACCUAUUCCAGAACCAGCUCUAGACCUAACAGUCUCUGAUCUCCUAACGUCGGAUAUGAAGUGGAAUAAGAGUAGAGUAGAGCAAUUGCUACCUCAGAUGGCUAUGGAAAUCCAGAUGCUUCAACCAGGCAAUACAAAUACAGAGGAUAUCUUUGCUUGGCAGCCACUCCAAUCUGGAAAGUACACAACUAAAUCAGGGUACUACACAGCAUCAAUGAGGAAAACACAACGAGAAGAUAUUUCUGACUCCUUUGAUUGGAUCAAGGAUAUUUGGACGGUGAAGUGCUCACCUAAGGUUAAGUUGUUCUUAUGGUCGAUUGCUCAAGAAGCCCUUCCCUUGGGAGAAGCUCUGCAACGUCGUGGAAUCCAAGCAGAGGCCCUGUGCGUCAAAUGUAAGGAAAGAGAAUCAGCAAUGCAUACAUUUUUUAGUUGUUCUUUUGCAGUGGAAGUCUGGAAAUCAAUACCUCUGAAACAAGUAGUUCACCUAGCUACGGGGUGUGAUUUUAAAAGGGCAGUGGUGGCGUUUCGAAACACCAUCUGCCUCCCGCCAUCAGGUAUAACAACAUCAAUCCUCCCUUGGGUAUGUUGGGCUCUCUGGGUAGCACGCAACACUCAUAUCUUUGAGAAGAAGAUCUUCACACCUACAGAGGUUGCAACAAAAGCCUUAAGAUUAGCAAGAGAGUGGAUUAAUGCGCAACCGUCUCAGCCGGAAAAAAAUAGUGCUCUUUCGACUCCAUUAAGAUCAAAUCGAUCAGGGCUAGAGAUGGAAUCAUUACCAGUAUGCAAAUCAGACGCGGCCUUUCAUCAACAGUCGAAUCGAGCAGGGCUCGCAUGGAUCAUCCGCGACGCCUCGGGGAAUCCGCUACAGCAAGGAUCCAUGACCCACGAACUCGUUAACUCUCCUCUGGUAGCGGAAGCGCUAGCUCUCCGUGCCGGACUUAUCUCCGCAGUGACUCUCGAGCUUCCGAAGCUCAAGAUGCUCUCUGACAACGCAACGCUCAUCCGAGCUAUCAACAACGACGCACAGAUCAAGAAAAUUUAUGGUAUCGUCAAGGAUAUACAGCAAAUUUCCUCUGUGUUUGUCGAGAUUACCUUCAAUCACGUCCCUCGAUCUUUCAACGGGGAAGCCGAUUGUCUCGCUAAACUAUCUCUCUAUCAUUCAGUUUCGUCUGUAACAAACCCUUAA